This is a messenger RNA of Darwinula stevensoni, 135 nucleotides long. NCBI's taxonomy places the organism in Eukaryota, Metazoa, Arthropoda, Ostracoda, Podocopida, Darwinulidae. The record is from the annotation of a GenBank genome assembly.
GCGGUGAUCCGACCGAUGAUGUACGUCGCAUUGACCUACGACCAUCGGCUGAUCGACGGGAGAGAGGCGGUGACCUUCCUCAGGAAGAUCAAACAAGCUGUGGAAGAUCCUCGAUGUCUUCUUCUAGGGCUGUAG